This is a messenger RNA of Coccomyxa subellipsoidea C-169, 1137 nucleotides long. RefSeq names its product MT-A70-domain-containing protein. NCBI's taxonomy places the organism in Eukaryota, Viridiplantae, Chlorophyta, Trebouxiophyceae, Coccomyxaceae. The transcript is spliced from 7 exons. Bases 1 to 1137 code for a protein of 378 amino acids. Gene Ontology annotation, cellular component: RNA N6-methyladenosine methyltransferase complex. The record is from RefSeq and is a predicted model, not a curated record.
AUGCCGGGCGGCCCGUUCGGGCCCGGACAGUCGCCGCAGCGGCCAGCCCAGAAGCGCGGCGCGCCCGCCAACGAGCUUGACUCGCUCCUGAACAAGCCCACCCUUCAGGAUCGCCUCAAAACAGAGAAGGGUGAGGAGCUGCUUGAGCUGAUAGCAAAGCCGACGGCAAAGGAGAAUGCGGUGGUGAAGCGCUUCAAGACGGAGGGCGGCUCGCAGAUCCGGGAAUACUGCCCGCACCUCACCAAGGACGACUGCCGCAGGGCGCACGCGAGCAUGUUUCCGUGCCACCGGGUGCACUUCCGGCGGCUGGUGUUCCCGUGGACGGACGUGUCCAUGGGCAACUGCUCCUACCUGGACACCUGCCGCCACAUGAAGACCUGCCGCUACGUGCACUACGAGCUCGACGACGAGCCUGAUCUGGCGGGACCUGUCGCCACGGACGCCGCCAAAAGCCGGCCACCUGUGCCUGCUUACCUGGCGGUUUGUAAGCAGUUCUCUCGAGGGUCUUUAGAUGCAAGGUGGAUAAAGUGUGACAUCCGCACAUUUGACAUGACGGUGCUGGGCAAGUUUGGGGUGAUCAUGGCGGACCCCCCCUGGGAGAUCCACCAGGACCUGCCCUAUGGCACCAUGGCCGACGACGAGAUGCGCAAACUCAACAUCGGCACCCUCCAGGAUGAGGGCGUCAUCUUCCUCUGGGUCACCGGGCGUGCGAUGGAACUGGGGCGGGAGUGUUUGGAGAUCUGGGGCUACAAGCGAGUGGACGAGCUGAUCUGGGUGAAGACGAACCAGCUGCAGCGCCUAAUCAGGACGGGGCGCACGGGGCAUUGGCUCAACCACUCCAAGGAGCACUGCCUGGUGGGCGUCAAGGGCAGCCCCAACAUCAACCGCAGCCUUGACUGCGACGUCCUCGUCGGAGAGGUACGGGAGACGUCGCGCAAGCCGGACGAGAUGUACUCGCUGCUAGAGCGGCUGAGCCCGGGCACGCGCAAGGUGGAGAUCUUUGCGCGCCAGCACAACGUGCAGCCCGGCUGGGUCUGCCUCGGCAACCAGCUCAAUGGCGUUGUCAUCCGCGAGCCCGAGAUGCUCGAGCGCUAUGAGGCCAAAUACGGCCCCGUGCCAGCCCCCAGCAAGGCCUGA